UAUUCUACGCCGAUGUGCUAAGUUGUCUGUGGAAAAAGUUAUUCGAGGUACAAAGACUUAACAUUUUCUCAACUUUUCCAAAAAAAUUCCUCAUUUUGCCACUUUGGAUGCUUAUAACUCGGUCAGUUUCCAAUGGAUCUUCAAUUGUAGCACAUAUUUGAAUAGAUAUGGUCAUUAGCUACCAAAAGUUAUUCUACGCCGAUGUGCUAAGUUGUCUGUGGAAAAAGUUAUUCAAGGUACAAAGACUUAACAUUUUCUCAACUUUUCCAAAAAAAUUCCUCAUUUUGCCACUUUGGAUGCUUAUAACUCGGUCAGUUUCCAAUGGAUCUUCAAUUGUAGCACAUAUUUGGAUAGAUCUGGUCAUUAGCUACCAAAAGUUAUUCUACGCCGAUGUGCUAAGUUGUCUGUGGAAAAAGUUAUUUGAGGUACAAAGACUUAACAUUUUCUCAACUUUUCCAAAAAAAUUCCUCAUUUUGCCACUUUGGAUGCUUAUAACUCGGACAGUUUCCAAUGGAUCUUCAAUUGUAGCACAUAUUUGGAUAGAUCUGGUCAUUAGCUACCAAAAGUUAUUCUACGCCGAUGUGCUAAGUUGUCUGUGGAAAAAGUUAUUCGAGGUACAAAGACUUAACAUUUUCUCAACUUUUCCAAAAAAAUUCCUCAUUUUGCCACUUUGGAUGCUUAUAACUCGGUCAGUUUCCAAUGGAUCUUCAAUUGUAGCACAUAUUUGGAUAGAUCUGGUCAUUAGCUACCAAAAGUUAUUCUACGCCGAUGUGCUAAGUUGUCUGUGGAAAAAGUUAUUCAAGGUACAAAGACUUAACAUUUUCUCAACUUUUCCAAAAAAAAUCCUCAUUUUGCCACUUUGGAUGCUUAUAACUCGGUCAGUUUCCAAUGGAUCUUCAAUUGUAACACAGAUUUAUAAAGAUCUGCUCAUCAGCUACCAAAAGUUAUUCUACGCCGAUGUGCUAAGUUGUCUGUGGAAAAAGUUAUUCGAGGUACAAAGACCAAAAAUUUUCUCAAUUUUUCCUAAAAAAUUCCUCAUUUUGCCACUUUGGAUGCUUAUAACUCGGUCAGUUUCCAAUGGAUCUUCAAUUGUAGCACAUAUUUGGAUAGAUCUUGUCAUUAGCUACCAAAAGUUAUUCUACGCCGAUGUGCUAAGUUGUCUGUGGAAAAAGUUAUUCGAGGUACAAAGACUUAACAUUUUCUCAACUUUUCCAAAAAAAUUCCUCAUUUUGCCACUUUGGGUGCUUAUAACUCAGUCAGUUUCCAAUGGAUCUUCAAUUGUAGCACAUAUUUGGAUAGAUCUGGUCAUUAGCUACCAAAAGUUAUUCUACGCCGAUGUGCUAAGUUGUCUGUGGAAAAAGUUAUUCGAGGUACAAAGACUUAACAUUUUCUCAACUUUUCCAAAAAAAUUCCUCAUUUUGCCACUUUGGGUGCUUAUAUUUCGGUCAGUUUCCAAUGGAUCUUCAAUUGUAGCACAUAUUUGGAUAGAUCUGGUCAUUAGCUACCAAAAGUUAUUCUACGCCGAUGUGCUAAGUUGUCUGUGAAAAAAGU
This is a messenger RNA of Anopheles funestus (African malaria mosquito), 1551 nucleotides long. RefSeq lists its product as uncharacterized. The transcript has 2 exons. The coding region runs from base 168 to 1544 and encodes 458 amino acids. The record is from RefSeq and is a predicted model, not a curated record. Lineage: Eukaryota; Metazoa; Arthropoda; Insecta; Diptera; Culicidae.